AAUAGCCUCUUUAUUUAAAACAAUGGCAAUAGCCCAAAUGUGUAUCAUUGCAAGUGUUUAGCAAUAAAAAUCAACAAACUCUAAGGCAAAACAGAUGACUAUUAAAAUAAUUAAAUGCUGUUCAAAAGAAGCCAAAUAAAAUAACGCAUGCCAUAUAAUUCAAUUAAUAUCAAUUCUAGGAAAUGAAAAUUAGUGUAUGUGAUACAAGCAGAGAGAGAGAGUUGGAGGUAGUAAGGCAUUGUAAAUGGGCAUAAGGAAGUUCUGGGAGUAAUAGGCAUGUUUGCCUUACUUGUGGGAGUGCUUUCGGUGAUGCAUGGAAACGUUCAUGGUUAACAUAGUGUGAACUUUUGAAUCUGCAAUUUGUUAUAUGUAAAUUAUACCCUCGAUAACAUUAAAUUACUUUGAGGGCAAGGGUUGCCACAAAGUGUACGUCAUAAAAACAAAAGGGCAAUGUAACCACUGAGCUAAAUUUCCAGGCCCCUACAAAAGGGCAAUGGUAAGAGACACAGAUGCUAAGGUUGGCUUGAGAAAUGCAUGUAAAACUACUGUCUGAAAAGCACAUUUUUUAUUAAUCCAGGUAAUUUUCCCCUUUCCAUCUCUCAAAAAGAACAUCGAGAAGCUUGCAGUUGGAACGUUGUGAGAUUUACAUCUUACUGAACAAAUCAGGAAAGCCCACGCCACCCCACAUAAAGGUUUUACGUCAUGGCCUCUUGAUAAACCGAACCAGUCACUGGCUCACAGGUGCGGGGAUACUGGCCUAUAAGACGCCAGCAGUCCUUAAUGCGCUGCUUUCUGCGUGCAGGUAGGCAGCAGCUUGUGGAGUCCUCGCCUCGAAGCGUGUUCCAGGGCCUAGUCCUUGGCACCGCGUGACUUUCGACCUGGCCGGGUCUCCAGCCCAGCCCGGACAAUGUUGCAGCACCGUGCGCGCAGGCGCAGUGUGGGUCCGAAGCCGCGGAAGCGAGCGUGUGCAGACUUGGACGGACCCUUUGGUAAUCCACGUUCGCAAAAAAUGGGUACAGCAUCUGUUCCUUCAUCUUCUGGUUUUUCAGAAAUUGUCCAAAGGGAUGAAGAUACACACUACAAUGAAGUUGAAGAUGUGGUUGGAAGUCAUGUAGAAGAUGCAGUUACAUUUUGGGCUCAGAUUUAUGGUGGAUUAUUUUCUGAAGAUAAAUGUUGGUACAGAUGUAAAGUAUUGAAGAUCAUCAGUGAUGAAAAGUGUCUGGUGAGAUACAUUGACUAUGGAAAUACGGAAAUUCUAAACCGAUCUGACAUAGUAGAAAUUCCUUUGGAGCUGCAGUUUUCUAGCGUUGCCAAAAAAUAUAGACUUUGGGGACUACAGAUUCCUUCUGGCCAAGAAGUUACUCAAUUUGAUCAGGGCAGAACCUUUUUGGGUAGCUUGAUUUUUGAAAAGGAAAUAAAAAUGAGAAUCAAAGCAACCAGUCAAGAUGGAACAGUUAUUGCUCAGGCUGAGUAUGACAGUGUGGAUAUAGGAGAAGAGGUGGCUAAGAAAGGAUUUGCAGAAAAAUGUCAACUCACUUCUAGCACUAACGUCUGUGAAGAGAAAAAAUUGGAUCCUAGUCAGCUUGCUCUCAGGAAUCUCAAGAAUCCCAUUCCCUUGUGGGGUCACAGAUCAAACCAAUCAAACUUUAGUAGGCCAAAGGGGCGCAUAGAUGGGAAGCUGAGUGUUAACUUGAAGAAUGAAAAUGAUUCAGGGAAUCACGUGACAUUUUCAAAGGAAAGUUUGGCUGUUGGUGCCUUUAAUUUAGGAUCUAAUGUCAGCCUGGCAAAAAUUAAGCAGGACCAGAAACUGAUUGAAGAAAAUGAAAAGCUUAAAGCAGAGAAGGAGAUUCUUCUUGAAAGUUACAAGGCAUUAGAAUUGAAAGUAGAACAGACUUCUCAGGAGCUGCAGCAAGAGAAAGAGACUACAAUGAAUUUGACCAAACAUUUAGAAAGUAGUCUGAAGACUCAAGUAGGUACCAGAAUGAAAAAUCUGGCCACUAAAGUAGAAAUACUAAAAGAAAUUAGACAUGUCAGCAUCACUGUUCGUUUUGGGAAUGACCUUUCAGAUGCUAUAAAAGUGUUGGAUGAAGGAUGCAUUACCACUGUAGCUUCUUUGAAUGAGUUAGAGAAAAUUUGGGCACAAUACAAGCUGGUUCAGGAGGAGAUCCAAACAUGUAAUAAUAUGAGUGAAGGGAAUAUUUUGAUUGCCAAAAGAAAUGAAGUGCAACAGAAGCUAGACAUGGCAGUACAAAUUUUUAUUCUGGAAGUAGAUGAGUUACCACUUAAUAAACGCUUAAAGACAUUGCAGGAUUUAUCAGCUUCUUUAGAAGCAGUGUAUGGACAGGCCAAAGAAGGAAUAAACUCUGAAGAAAUACUUAGAACAUUUUAUGAUUGGAAAUGUGAUAAAAGAGAGGAGUUCACCAGUGUUAGGAGUGAAACAGAGGCUUCUCUGCAGCAUCUUGUAGCAUGGUUCCAGAAUACCCUAAAGGUUUUUGAUCUGUCUUUGGGAGAACCACUGGCUUAUGAAGACACAAUCGGUAGUAUUGAUGAAAUCUUAGAGAAUGCUGAGUCAUGUGUUUGCAAAGAGCUAGAGAUAUCUCAGAUUGAGCAAGGUGAUGCAGACAGGGAGAUCAUUUUAAAUACUUAUAGUCAAGUACUGCAGAAGAUCCAUUUAGAGGAGAAGCUCAUUGCCACUGUACAAUCCAAGUACAAAGACAGUAUUGAGUUUAAAAAGCAAAUGACUGAAUACAUAAAUACGAGCCCCAGUGUGGAUCACUUGCUGUCCAUUAAGAAGAAACUGAAAGGCUUAAAAGCUAAACUGAGAUGGAAAUUGGUUGAAAAGAAUAAUUUGGAAGAAUCUGAUGACCCUGAUGGAUCUGAAAUUGAAAAAAUAAAACAAGAAAUAACUCAAUUACGUAGUAGUGUCUUUCAGGAAAUUUAUCAUGAGAAGGAGGAAUAUGAAAAGUUGAAUAACUUGGCGCAGAAAUGGUUCCCUGAGCUGCCUCUGCUUCAUACUGAAAUAGGAUUACUUAAAUACAUGAACUCUGGUGGUCUUCUUACUAUGAGCUUAGAACGAGAUAUUCUUGAUGCUGAGCCCAUGAAGGAACUUAGCAGAAAGCGUCCUUUGGUACGCUCUGAAGUCAAUGGGCAGACUGUUCUUUUAAAGGGCUAUUCUGUGGAUGUAGACACAGAAGCCAGGGUGAUUCAAAGAGCAGCCACCUAUCACAGAGCUUGGAGAGAAGCCAAAGAAGAGUCUGGCUUACUGCCAUUAGUAUUCCUGUUUUUGUGUAAGUCUGAUCCUGUGGCUUAUCUCAUGGUCCCAUACUAUCCUAGGGCAAACCUGAGUGUUAUUCAGGCCAGUAUGCCUUUAUCAUCAGAAGAAGCUUUAAAGGUUAUGAAAGGUGUUGCCCAGGGCCUACAUACAUUGCACAAAGCCGACAUAAUUCAUGGAUCACUUCAUCAGAACAAUGUAUUUGCUUUAAAUCGUGAACAAGGAAUUGUUGGAGAUUUUGAUUUCACCAAAUCUGUGAGUCAGCGAGCUUCAGUGAACAUGACAGUUGGUGGCUUGAGUUUGACAUCACCCGAAUUGAAAAUGGGGAAACCUCCUUCUCCAAGUUCAGACUUAUAUGCAUAUGGCUGCCUUUUAUUGUGGCUUUUUGUUCAAAAUCAGGAAUUUGAGACAAAUGAAGAUGGAAUCCCCAAAGUGGAUCAGUUUCAUUUGGAUGAUAAUGUCAGAUCCCUCCUCUGUAGUUUGAUGUAUUUUAGAAGUUCAUUGACUGCUGAGCAAGUUUCAAAUGCUGAAUGUUUCUUGCUACCGAAGGUGAAAUCCAUUCCAAACCCAGAAAAAGAGAUUGAAUAUAGUCAAUAUAAAAAGGAAGAUGAAUUAAAGAUGGAGAACUUGGAUACAUAUAAAGAAAAACCAAGAAAUAGUGAAGCUAACAUUGAUUGAUGUUAAUAUUCUAUUGUUGCAGGUGUUCCUGUAAAAAACUUUCAGUUUAAUAGAUCAAAGAUCUGGAAAUGUUCUGGAGCUAAUUGGAUAGUGCCUUUGGUGUUCACAUUGUGAAAAAUAAAAGGUGUUUGUCAUGCCUAAAAAUUAUUUGUAU
Molecule: messenger RNA, 4103 nt
Organism: Heterocephalus glaber (naked mole-rat)
Lineage: Eukaryota; Metazoa; Chordata; Mammalia; Rodentia; Bathyergidae
Source: RefSeq, a predicted model, not a curated record